AUGGCUCCUAGUACUGCAGCGCAUACAAUGACACAAGUCACACAACAGCAGACCGUAGAUGGUCGCAUCAUCGACAAUCUCGCCGGAAAAAUGACAUUGACUCCGAUGGGUCUUCAACGAACAGCCAAUUUCGCCAUUCCGUCGCCAUAUUGGAUCGGCUCCACUGCCGACGGUCUCUGCGCCGGUGGCGUUUGUCCCAGCUACGAGAGCGCCUCCGCUCUCCAAGUCAUUCACGCCAUCUUUGAGAAAGUCUUUGAGUUUGAGUUCAGCCUCGGCAGCAUUCAUUUGGUCAUGGCCUAUGAACCAGUCGGCGCCGCGAGCCCUGGCAUCCAGCAUCCAGGCCCGUUUGAUCAGUGGCUUGAUGAGUACUCAGAGGCGAAUGACACCUACACAACCUGCCGCUCGUUCUUCCAGCAGCUGAGGUUACUCCCCAUGGGAAAGGUCACCUACACCCUGACUUGGGCCCCCACUGACGAGGAUGACUAUGUUUACGAGUCAGUCCCGGAGCUUGGAUUCUGCCCAAUCAUCAGGAACCUGGCGGUUGGCACUGUGGUAGAGGCCCGACAGGCGGUAGUCGACAAUCUAUUCACAUAUGUCACUACCAAAGAGGAUGGGAACAGGCUCAGUGUGACUUCCUACGGCGUCCGUCAGCGAACUGCGUACUAG
Molecule: messenger RNA, 666 nt
Organism: Pyricularia oryzae 70-15
Lineage: Eukaryota; Fungi; Ascomycota; Sordariomycetes; Magnaporthales; Pyriculariaceae
Exons: 1
Coding region: 1-666 (221 amino acids)
Source: RefSeq, a predicted model, not a curated record